This is a messenger RNA of Puntigrus tetrazona (Sumatra barb), 2666 nucleotides long. It is a transcript of the gene mief2, whose product is annotated as mitochondrial elongation factor 2. Bases 133 to 1530 code for a protein of 465 amino acids. Gene Ontology annotation, biological process: positive regulation of mitochondrial fission; mitochondrion organization. Gene Ontology annotation, cellular component: mitochondrial outer membrane. The record is from RefSeq and is a predicted model, not a curated record. NCBI's taxonomy places the organism in Eukaryota, Metazoa, Chordata, Actinopteri, Cypriniformes, Cyprinidae. The transcript has 5 exons.
AUAGUGACGUAUGAGGUGUUUGUUAUAGGUGAGAGGGCGAGUGUGUGUCAGACGAAACUGCUCAAUUUUAUACUCUACUCUAAUGGCUUUGAAUUGACACUACCUUGUAAAGACACUCUCACGGAGGAAGUGAUGUAUUAUUCUGGUAAAAGGCGAGGAGAAGAUGGAAUUGCUGCUGUCAUUGACUUCUUGUUGUCCAACGCCCGGCUGGUGCUGGGGGUCGGCGGAGCUGCGGUGCUAGGCAUUGCCACGUUAGCUGUGAAACGGCUGAUAGAACGUGCUGGAAGGCCUCCUGAUGACAAGCCUGACAAGAAGAUGACGGACAGCUGGGAGGAGUUAAGCUUGGUCAGUGCCUCCCCCAAACUACUGCACAAAGGUAUAGAAGGGGUGGUCAUGAAACAGAUUGCUGCUGCAACCAAGAAAGCGGAGCUGUCCCAACCCAUCCCCCUGCCCUCACCUGAGCCCCAGCGCUGUGACACUGAACCACCUCAGCGACGCAAACGCAUGGAUCUUUGUGUGAUGACGUUUGCGGAGCGUCUGCAGCAGUACUACAGAACGCGAGUGUGUCUGUCGGCAGAGGAGGUGGCUGUCGCACAGCAUCGAGCGUUAGAUAUAGCCACAGAGAUCCAGGCCUUCCUGCACUCCAAACACCCAGACAUGCCACUGGGAGACAUGACGCUGGCGGGGUCACUGCUCGACGACCUGCAAGUGGUUAAAGCAGACCACACCUGUCUAAUCGUGCCCCUACAGCUGGAGUCCAGUCUGUGGACACCUAUUGCCGGAGAGGACACAUUUUUGGGUCACCCCCAGUAUUGCAUGGUUCGGCGUGAAAACCUUGAGUACUUCCCGAGAGGGCGGAGCUACUGGGACAGACAUUUGCUGGGUGGAUACCUGUCAUCGAGGCUUGUUUCUGAGCAGCUAGGCAAGACGGUGAUGGAAUCGAUGAACUGGCCAUCGCUGACCGGAACCCUGGAGUGUGAGGUGCGACCGGUGCUUGGGUCUCCAGAGCUCAAACUGGAGAUUCAAGGGUUAACCCAAAGCAGUUAUGACAGUGGAGAACGCUUCUAUAUAACGGUGUUGCCAACAGUGCGCCUUGGCGAGAUGACGCUUACGGCGCAACGAGAGAUCACCGGGUCAUUCGACUACGUCUGGUAUCAGAGCCUAUACACCAGCGAAACGGCUCGACUUGCAGCGCUUGACAAAGCAGACUCGGGGGUCAGAAGGAAGUGCCUAAAAACGUUAAAGGCUGUGUGCCGCAACUGCCCUUCGCUACGCAAGCUCAACGGCAGCCAUCUCAGCAAUGUCGUUUUACACAUGAGUGGAAAAGAAACCGAUUGGUCGGAAUCAGCGUUUGCUGAUAGGUUCCUGCAGGCGAUCACAGAGCUAAUCGGAUAUCUGGAAACGGGAGUCUUGCCUAGUUACUUCAAACCUAAUGUGAAUCUGUUUCAGGGCUUUACUGAAGACGAUAUUGACGAGAUGGGUUUCAUGCUGUACUGUGCUGUAACUGAACCUGAGAUCCUACUGAUCUGAUUCACUCACUCUCUUACCCCUCCUAUACACACACAGCAAUACAUUUAUCAAAACAACUGGCAUUAAUGCACCUUCAAUCAAUGAAUGUAAGAUUGCAUAUCUUUUUAUAUAAGGUGUGUAUUUCCAUUUACCUACUCCUUUUAUUGGGGAUUUUGAAGCUUCAUAACUAUGCAGCACUUAUAGCCAGAAAUUUAGCUAAGAUGUAGAUUUUAAAGAAGCGAGAGAAAGAUUUCAUGGUUUAGAUGUAUUUUCUUUUGUUUCACCAUGAGUACAUGUUCUACUAUUUUGCUUUUUGGAGCAGUGACCGUAAUCUUAGCCAAUGUACUGAGCAAAUAAUUAGUAUUAAGACAAUAAAGCAGUAAUGCAUUGAAUUUGUUGAAAAUAUUUUUCUAUACAUUUCUGUCAGUUGUUCUUGCGUGCAAUGUAGUAAAAUUACUGUGUGCCAAUUAAACUAAAAAUGAUUCUUUAGUACUUCUUAAGAUAAACUUAAGGUCACUGAAGUGUACUCAACUGCGCUAUUCUGAGACACCAUGAAUAUGAACUAAAAUGCACUUUUAACAUAACAUAUUUAUUUUUAAAAAUGUAUUUAGUUACCACUUGUAGCACACUUGAAACCAACUUUCAUACAAGAGCACACUCAAGUCUGCUACAAGUGGUAACUAAAUACAUUUUUAAAAAUAAAUAUGUUAUGUUAAAAGUGCAUUUUAGUUCAUAUUCAUGGUGUCUCAGAAUAGCGCAGUUGAGUACACUUCAGUGACCUUAAGUUUAUCUUAAUAUACUAAAAAUGAUUCAUAAGUACAGAAUUAGUGUGUGAAAGUAGAACACUUCAAAGUACAUUACAUUCUAAGUGUUGUUUGUCCACAUUCUAGCCUUUGGUCAAUACCAGCUUUAAUGGCUAAGAAAAGACAUCAAUAAUCAAACAAAAAGUUAAUCUGUAAAGCAGGUUUCCCUUUAUGCAUCUUAAAACUUGCCAACAAAUAAAUAAAAUAAAAAAAUAAAUAGCAGAAUCAAUAGAAAUACUGGUAGGAGCAAAUUUCACACCAAUCCUACACAGCUGAUAAGAGUCACAUGAGUCAAUGAAUUUGAAUUCUUGUUUGCUUUUGGGAUGCCUGUCUAAAUAAACACCGUUCACAGUU